This is a messenger RNA of Schistosoma haematobium, 17617 nucleotides long. RefSeq lists its product as uncharacterized. Lineage: Eukaryota; Metazoa; Platyhelminthes; Trematoda; Strigeidida; Schistosomatidae. The coding region runs from base 11239 to 11787 and encodes 182 amino acids. The transcript has 6 exons. The record is from RefSeq and is a predicted model, not a curated record. Gene Ontology annotation, molecular function: protein binding.
GAAUAGUAUGAAGCUUAUGGAAUUUAGGAUUACGGAAGAUCGUGUGGAAAACCGGUUUACAAGUUUACGAUAACUGUUUUAUAUUGCCUACUGCUAUGCUCAUUCAUCUAAUGAAUUAUUUAAAUAUAAAUAUAACAACCAUACGCAGUGUUUUAUAUUAUAAAUCCUGUAAGUUUGUAUAAUUAUGGUCUAAAUAAAGCCAAAACAAAUAUUGACGCACAAUCAUGUGACUGCAUUACAUUUCGUGGUUUCUUAUAAGUUGCAUACAACUGAAUAUGCAUUAUAAUUUAAGAUUGAGGGAAGAAAUAGUAUGAAAUAUAAUAGAAAGCAAAGAAUUGGAAUGACCUAGGUUAUCAAUAAUAACUAUACAUAUGUAUAUGCUUGAACAGGUCAAAGGUCAUUUGGUGUUAGACUUAAGGGAACAUAAAGGAUGGGUGGUGUAAUAGUCGAGUGAAGCUCAGAAGCAUAUAAGAUAAAUUGUGUGAUAAUUCUAGAUGUAAUGAAUAAAUCAUUGAAUUAAGAACUAAUAAGAUAAGUGAAGACAAUCUGAAGAGUUAACAUAAUUUAGCAAAGAAGUGUGAGUGGAAGGGUGGUCUAAGGAAUACGUAAUCCAUCUUAUCAAGGAACUAGCUGCAUGAAAUUGUCUAGUUCCAUACUAAUACUAACUUGAUAAUGGACGUAAUCUGACAACGGAAAAUAUGUAAGGCGGUUGUUUAAUCUGUAAGGUUUUACGUGGAAGUCGCAUUAUUGUUUUAUUUGACUCAUUGAUUCCUGACAAUGAACAACGAUAUAACGCUAAGUUCUAACGACAGUUCGUAACUAAUACAGUAGGACAAAUUCUUAAUUUUCACACACAAUUAUUCGUUAAAACGAUUGGUAAACCUCCCCAUGAAAGUAUGAAGAAGACUAAAAUAAAAAAUGAGAAAAAGUUUAUUGAUUUUUCAUGACUACUAAAGUGGAAAGAUAAGUUUACAAGUUGUAUAAAUAGUGGUAUAAAAUAAAGCCACAAAGAACUGUUAAUCGUAAACCUGCUGUCUAGCUGUUUAUAAUUCUUAAGUAAAAAUUGUAGACCCUUCUCUCCACCUGAUUCGCGAAGCGUUCACCAUAUUUCUCAACAAUUCGUUGUUUGCACAUUCUUUGGAGCCGUUGAAGUUGUAUAUAUUCUUUACUUCGUCUCCGUAAUGAAAUUACUGUGUUGUUUUGUAAAUUGUGCGUAUUGUCUAAUUUCCAUCUACAGCAACACCUAAGAAGUUGAUGAGCUAUGCAGUUUAUAUUUUAUAAUUUAAAUAGCUUACCUGUUAGACUUCGUCUUUUAAUAUAUGCCAGCAGGAGAUGGCGGCACGGAUAUCGACACAUAUUAAACGUGCUACAAUUGCAUCCACAAAUACUUACAUCUACUUCGUAAUGUUGUCCGCGGUCAAGCAUAAACAACCACUCGCCGCUUUCAUAUUCUAAGUUAACGAAACGCAUUCUUUUUAGUUCGUAUAACACUUUGGAUCUUGCGAAUGGGGUCAACAUGUUCAGCAAGGGUAUAAGACGCUGUGGAGCAUCAUAAUUGUAUGCAUGCUCUCUAACUUGACCGUUUUGUCGCAUCAUCUGCAAUACCUGCUUCCGAGUCCAACCUGAAAUAUAUUUAUAUACACUUACCAGUGGAGAGUUCAGCUUUCAUAUUUUUGACAUCAGCAGCGGUCACCUGCUUACCUGUUCUUCCCUUAAUACUUUCGAUAACUUCGUCCGUCGACUGACAGUGCAAUAUAACUGGUUUCAAGUUUUCUUUUUCUUCUGAUGACAAUCGUCUACUCAACGGAUCACAAACCAUCCACGAACUUGUACACGGAUGGUUGUGAGUCAUGUUGUAAGAUUUUAUAACGUAUUGUUGACCCUCCAAUCUUACGCGAAACAUCGAUUGACAAUUUAAAAAUUUAGACCUCAAAGGUAACACAUUAGUUAGAGUCCUCACGGUUUUUUAAUCACAUUCAGACCUUCCGAUUUACGUUUACGACCAAACGUGCAACGAAACACUACGAACAAGUAUUUAUAUCUCACAUCCUUCAACAAUCUACUUUCUGCGUGAACAUAGUGUGUAUGGGUCAUCUGAGAAAACAUAGAUUUAUCCCAUCAUACUUUAUGGAAAUCCUUUAGCGCAUUAUCUAAUUCAAUCCAGCUUCCGAAUCUCUUAUUCAGCAUAAUACGUUGGAACGCGUCGCUUACGUUCACUGAAAUUUCACUUGAGCAUGAAGCACUAGAUACAACAUACAAUAGCUAUUAAAAAAAGGUUAUUCCUUGAAAAAAAUUAACUGAAGGAAGAACAACAAAUAUUUAGGACUUACCCUUCAGUUGACAUUUCGUCUUAACUCACAAAAACUAUGCGCAUCUAUAACCUUUUACGUUAUUUUAUCUUUCUUACGUUGUUUUCCGGACCUUAUCAACAAAUUAUAUAUAGCUGUUGACUUUCACUACAGCACUUAGGACCACAGAUCAAGUUUCGAAGGAACAACAGAGCUAAAGUGUGCACUACAAAACAGAAAAUACUCAGUUAAUGCUCUUAGCAGUUAUUUAGUGUUUAUUAUGCAUCAAAAGAUGACUUAUAUAUGGAAACAUUUAAUACUCAUAGGACCCAACACACACACGGCAAUUGAAAUACGGAAUGCCCGCUUCCAGUCAGCGCGUUCAAGGUCGUUGAAACGAAACGGCGGACAGAUUUGAAAGGGAUUACCGUUUAUACCUUGCCUCCAGUGACCAGUGGUACAAGCUUCUGAAGGCUAAUUUUAGUCUCGUAAAGUCACUGGCGAGGUUCAGCAACUUGAAGUGCAGUAUUAUUCUGUGGCUCUCUACCUUCAUAAUAUACGUUUGUCACGUUGCUUGUUUCUUGAAGCUCUAUGCUUUUUGACAAAUUUAUAACCUUCAACUUAAGCUCACUAAAAAUGCUUGUUUACUAUUAUUACUGAUAAACAACGGUUUGUCCUUUGAGAUUUUUGAAGGAUCAAUACAAGAACUGCACGUUUUCACAUAUAAAAACAGUCUGCUUUAGUUGAGACCCAGAUCCAAAGGGAAAAUCAGUUCACCAUUUCUGUUCAAUAAGAUUUAAUCACUGCAUGAACUGAACAAUUUUUAGCAAUAAUAAAGAAUAACUGUAUGGUGAAGUCAAGUGUAGCAUUAUUGUGCAAAAGUACUUCAGCGUUGAAGAGACGUAAAAUCUAUGAGACAUCUGAGAAGUGCUUAAAACAGAUUACACAUUUAUACCUAAAUGGUAAAAAUCUAGAUGAACUGGGUCAGGAAAUCGCUCUGUGUCAGUGCCUAACUGUUCUCUACCUGUAUGACAAUAAGUUGAAAUCUAUACCAGAACACUUAAACUUAACCCAGUUGACACAUUUAUAUCUUCAAAAUAAUCGCAUAAGUCGUAUGGGAAACUUGAACUCAUUAGAGAAGUUAGAAAAGCUGUAAGUUGAAAAAUAUUUUCAUUCUUCUCCUUUCAUAAAGUUUCCUCAGCCGAAAUUGUAUCAGUAUAAUUGAAGGCUUGGAAGGAUUAAUCAGACUGCAAGAAUUACGCAUUGACAACCAAAAUUUGAAUCCAGGCGAAAGUCUAGUCUUUGAUGAUCGUAGUCUGAAUUCUGUAGCAGUAAUGGUCUUGUUAUUAUUACUUUGUUUGUUAUAACCAUUCAAAAAAUUGCUUUAGAUAUAAUGUAAUAUCUGUUUUUUAAUCUGACGAGCUAAUUGUCUGACUGAUAAACCUAACAGCAGCAUUUAAGAUUAACAGCAGUAAGAAAAAGUAUGAUCUAUUUUGUUAGGGAGAUUCAUUUAAACCUGUUUUUAAGAUUUUUCAACCCCCUUUAUAUAAUACCUUAACUCUCAAAAAAUAUUUGUAAUUUUAAAGGUUGUUAUUAGACCUCAUAGGUUUAUUUUACCUUAACUUCCUCUUCAAACAAUGGGAUGCAAACGAGUACCACAGCUGACUAGCCUCUGUUGUUUCAAGUUUAUUGGUAAAAUCCGGUUUUUAAGAGGACCAUGAAAUUAUUGGAAGUCACAGACAGCAAUUAACUUAUUUGAUUUUCCAGAUUCCUGAACACUACAGAAGACCACAUCCACUAAAGAUAUCAGAGUGAAUAUGAAAGAUAAAUGAAGAUAUUAGGAAUGUGGUUGUAGAUAAUUUGCUCACAGUUCUCAAGCUUGUAAAGUAUAAGUGUAUCUGGAUUGUUGUGAUUCAUUCUCGCUAUAGAUUUCGAAGAAAAGACAAAACAUCUAUUUCACUUUUUAUCAAGUUCCUUAGUAAGGUUUUUAUGUUAAGCGGUUAAAAUUCCUUGGUUAGAUAACUGUUGUUUAAUUUUGAGACGAUCCCAGCUGAAUAAUCUGUUUCUAAUUUUGACUUUCUACUUUCCCCCUAAUCUCUUAUCGUGUAACCAUUUCCGUGUAAAAAAAUAUCCCAACUUAAUAGAAUAGUCUUAUAUGCUUGGAUGUGUCAGGUAACAAACUGGACACCCUACAAGAUUUGAGUAACCUUCAUGCCUUAAUCUCUUUGAAUGUAUCGAAUAAUUCCAUACGAUCUAUCCAUGAUCUAUCUACAUCACUGAAUAAAUGGUCAAACCUUAAAGAGUUCCAUAUAAAAGGCAAUCCUGUCAUGAAAACAACUCGAGCAAGAGAUAUCAUCAUUGUAACUGCAAAACGUCUAGGUAAGUUGUUUUCAGUGGAUACUACUUUCAAUCACAUUAACGCGUUUAGUUUGAUAUUUGUGCUAUGUGAAUUUCAUCUGAAUUUAAAGUUGGUUUUUGUGAAAUAGCAGUAUCAUUCAAUUGCUUACUUAAUUACUUAAUCUUGCUACCCAUCCUCAGGUAUAGCCUACUGGAUGGUGAUCACCAACUCUAUCAUGGACUCUCCAUUCCAGUUGUUGCUAAGUGGCAUCGAUAGUCUUGUUGUAUGCGUCAAAGUUCUGGUGCCAUGUGUUCUUUAGUCUGUCUCUUUAGGCUUGGGGAUGCUUAUUCAGGACUCGCCUUGUAAUGUUGAGUACUUUCCGUGAAAUGUGUUCUACCCAACUCCAGCGUCUUUUCUUAAAUCCUCCUUAUCUGGCAGCUGGUUGGGUUUCUAUCAUAGUCGGUUACUGCUGAUGGUUGCCGGCCAAUCGACUUGGAGUAUCUUGUUUGGACAGUUGUUUAUGAAUGCUUAUACAUUUGUGAUAAUGAUAGUGGUAGUUUUUUAAGUUUCAGCUCUGUACAGUUGAACUAUUUUAACGUUAGUGUUUAAAAUUCUGCCUUUGGACAUGGAUCACAGUCUUGAGUUUCAAAUAUUCUUUGAAUUCAUGAAUGCUGCACUUGCUUUAGCAAUUCGUGACUUAACAUCCUUAUCAGGUCCUUCUUGUUUACUACUGAUGCUACCCAAGUACAUAAAAUCUUCCACUUCUUUCAGAGCUUCACUAUCAAGUGACGUAGUGCUUGCUGUAUACGUACUUUAGGGUUUCUCUUUUUCUCUUGUGAAUGUUCAGACCUAUUUAUAAUGAAGCCACUGCUAAAGUAGCUGUUUUUGCCUGUUUGCUGCAUAAGUGUUAAGUCAUCUUCAAAGUCUGUUAUCCAGCUGUGUCCAAGGUGUCCACUGGUUCUGUGCUUUUGCCGAGCUGCAAAGGUAUCCACAAUCCAGUAAAUAGCUAGCAAAAGGGAAAAAAUUGGAGUGGGUACCAUCAUUUCACUCCAGUUCUCAUUUGGAAAGAGUUUGUGAGCUGUUCUACAUGGGAAAAUCUUGUGAUUCAACCUCUUGUAGGAGUUCCGUCUGAUGCUACGAAUCUUUUCAGGUACUCUAUAGUAUCGAAUAUUUCAUAGGGUGCUUCUAUUCAAGCUGUUGAAUAAUUUCUAAUAAUCAAGGAAGGUAAUGUAUAGUGAUGAGUUAUAUUCAGUUGAUUGUUCUCAGUUUAAUUGGCACAUGACCAAUCCUUAUGAAAGCGUGUUUGUUGAUCUCGAUGUUGGACGUCCACUGAAUUCUCCAUUCAGUUCAGUAACGUUAAAAACUUCAUCCUGUACUGAUAUUAGUAUGGUGUUUCUGUAGUUGACACACUCACUAAGAUCUUUCUUCGAUAUCUCACUAAUGUAUUCCUGUUUGUUGGUACUUGUUCUUCAUCCCAAAUAGUUAUGAAGCGAACAUGGAAUAUCUUUAAAGUUGUCUCUAUAUCCUACCUCAUUGUUUUAGAUGAUAUGCUGCUUAGUCCACCUGCUUUUUCACUCCUGAUUUGCCGAAAGGCCUUGAUAGUUCCUCGGAUGUCCAAUGGUUUUAGCACCCGUGGUGUGUUAACGAGCUGUCUAUCCACCUGUUUAGACACUAACCUCAGUGAUUGGUUUCCCGUCUUUACCAUAAUUCCCUGCUACUUUGUUGACUAUCAUUUAGUUCUUUCAUAUUUCCUUCUCUUGUAAAUUGUCUUGCUGUAGUUGCCAGGUUUUCUACAUAUUUCUGUUUGUCAGCUUUAAUCCUCUUCAGUCGUUUGUGUACUUCUGUAGAUUAUGCCCGUGUCCUGGCUGUCUUCUCUUUUGUCUCUGUAUAUUCGGCUGUGCCCAGAGUUUCAUUCUCUGUACUAUUGCUUCUUAUGACCCAAGACCUCAUAACAUGUUAAAGCUAUCGCUUCUCUAAUCCUUUUCAGUUACUCUCCGUAUGUUUCCUCUUCCUCCGGUAGAUAUAGUAAUACGUAGGACUUGUCGGUGACAGUUACCUUGAUCCAGCUGACCUUGUCGGCAUCCGAAAAGAAGGGUAUAUUAAAAUCUUGUAAUGCUUCUACUGUCGAAUGUUUUAUAGCUUGGACACCACCAGGUGGUCAGGUUUCGGGUUAUCUAAGGCAACAUUAGCUCCCUUCUUUUGGCUGGAACACAUGUUCCUGUAGGUCCUACCAUGCCAGGCACAUUGGUUGGGGAACGGUUAGACUAAGAGCAGUAACUCAAGGUCCAGAGGCAAAUUUGUACUGUCGGCUGUAAAUGAGUGUGACGACAGUAAGAUGUUUCUCUUGGAAAACCUCUAUCUGCAGCGACGUUACCUUCCUACAACAGAAGGAAUAGGGUCGAAAAUGUCGGUCUUGAAAAUUUCGCACCUCAUCUUAACCCACGAAUUUCCGUCUCUGAGGUUAAGGCCUUUUAAAGUGCGGAGCUAAUCAAACGAAAGUUUUCCAAAAAGACUGUGUGUGGUCGGCCUCAAGCAUUUCCCCCUUGGACUCUGCAAUCACACUUCCAAGUCACUAAGACUACCACUAAUCCGGGCUCUUUUUCAGGUCCCUCUACGGCGUAGAGAGCCGGAAAGUGACAACCGCCUUCAUGCCUCCAAUGGCACCCGAGGUCAUCAUGUUGACGAUCGAAUCCCUCUCCUACCUCUUAAAAGUUCCUCCACCCCAUGAACAACUCUUUCCACGUAUCUCUAUCACCACAGGCCAUCAAUGCUAAUGACUUGAGUCCACGAAAUGUUAUUCCCGGUCUCCUGAAUCCACACGCUAAACUACACAUUGUAGCUUUUAAUGUUCGAACCUUGUGUCAAGUGGGAGCACGGGCUUCUUUGGCUAGGACUCUAGAAUCUCGCGCCGUUUAUGUGUGCUGCGUCUUCGAAAUGCGCGAACAAUAUCCAAUUACUCUCAUUCAUUCGGCCUCACCUUGCCAAUAUAAAGAACUGGCACUACUUACACUUCGGGUAUCUGAAGACCUCACUGCUACUUUCUGGGGCGUUAAAUUUAAUAGCAGAACCCAAUAUCUUCAAUCAACCUGAAUGGCAAACUGAUGUAAGUCCUCCGACUCUUAGUGAGCCUUAAAAGGCUAUAAGCAAUCUAAUGCGAGGAAAAGCAGCAGAGCCUGAUGGAUUAAUCCCUGAGAAUCUUAAGGAUAGUAGUCCAGCUUCAGCAGUUACAUUAACUGAGAUCUUAGCUAAAAUCUGGGAACUGGAUGUUGUCUCAUCUGACUGGUCUCGAUCUCUGAUCAUCCCAGCCUAUAAGAAAGGGACAAAAAUCCUCUUGCAACAAUUACAGAGGAAUCAGUUUAACCAAUAGUGUCUGAAGUAUUGGCCUCAAUAAUACUUCGACGUCUUACUAGAGCUCGUGAAGGGUGAACCCGAGAAAACCAGGCUGGUUUCAAACCUGGAUGUGAAUGUGUGGACCAAAUAUUCACCCUUCAGCAGAUCCUGGGAUACAGAAAUACUUUUAGACGUCCGAUUAUAGUUGUAUUUCUUGACCUUAAGGCAAUGUUCGACUCGGUUGAUCGUGAGGUUCUGUGGCAGUGUCUGUCAUUGAGAGGCGUACCAGAUAAGUGCAUUAUCCUUGUACGGGCUCCCUACCUGGACACCUUUGGUCGAGUCAGAGUCUAUGACAAACUCAUCGGAAUCGGUUACUCCAUGUGGCGUUCAUCGAGGUUAUCCGCCUUCCCCAUUCUUAUUUAACUUUAUCAUAGACAUAAUUUUAGAGAUAACACUUUAAUCAUCCGACUUUUCAGGAGAUUCACUUUUAGACUUGGGAUACUCAGAUGAUACAGUUUUGUCCAGUGAGGACGCUGACAAAAUGUAAUCGUCCCACCACCUCAAGCUAUAGUACAAUCAUUUUCGGGAUAUGGUCGCAAUACAACCACUAUCUUCAAAGUUUAUGUAAGGACUGUCAAUGAAUGAAUAAAGGAACACAUAGAUAAAAACUCGGCGAAGCUUAUCACGCAAUUAGUUUAGGCAGAUUCUGUGCGUCCAAUUUACUCAUGACACGGAACAGUUGAACGAAUUGUUGGGAACAAAUGAUAUCGGUUCGUGAAGUGUUCCUUAACUUCUCAAAAGCCUUCGACAACUCGGCGCAAUCAUCCUAGAAUUGUUCCUUACUCUCUUUCUAUAACGUGUGCACGAUGCUACCCGGAAAUCCGCAACGCUGUCGCGUCCUCUAUAAUCAAAAGUGACACAAUUCUGUUAGAUUAAGUAGGGGCGGGUAACUAGUAUGUGACAGGGCUGAAGGAUAAGUCUUACGGAAACAGACCGUAAAAUUUUUGAUUAUUCUCGUCGAGCUUUAAGAAGGUUCCGUUGGCUCUUACCAACGGGCUUCAAUUUUGACGUAGAGGAGACAUCUUUCUUCCAUCCGAGGGGCGAGUUUACUGCGUGACAGUGUGCUGCUUCCUACGUUGUGGCUAUUAAACAUGGUUAAUAAUAGUAUAGGGUAUCCGUAGGUUUCUGGUAUUCGAUCAUAUGUGUCUACACAGCAUUACUCGUGUAUUUUGCGUUAGGAAUAGAGUCCUAAGUAAGGGUGGGGAAUCAAUUGAUGAUGUAGUAAAUGUCCAUCAACUGAUGUGGUCGAAAUGUGAUGUGCUUGCCAAACCAUUGCCUACAUUGAUGGGAGGUUUUUUCUUGUGCAGGAUUAGGCUGGAGGAAAGCUAGGGGCGACCGAAGCAAAACAUAGCAUUAGUCCAUGAAGUCACUGACACUUGGACUUAGCCAUGCUAAUAGGUACAGACUACCUGGUUGGGGUGAGUGUGAUAAUCGUAACCAAUGAUUAGAGACUUUGACAUGGGUCAGAAUCUUUUACAGUCGCUCAGGUACAUCCAUUCAUUGUCUUCCUCCAAAUUCUGAGAUUCUAAAUUCGCCAUAACAUUCUUUGGUUUUUAUCUCAAUAAUUUGUAUUUUUCCCCAGUUGUAUCUUCAGUGCCUGAUCUUUCCUAUUACUACUGAUACUGUUACUACCUCUAAUAUUUUGGGAUUUGGCCUGAAAACUUCAUGUCUAUGUGUUGAUGGGAUGUGGGAACUUUAACCGAUGUACAUACGUACAAGUUCUACGUUGUGACCGAAUCCCAUGUAGCUCUGCGUAUGGAUUUUUGUGGGAAAAUCAUUACAUCUAUGAACACGUUGAAAGCACAUAGAUUUACUAGUCUCUCACUAUUCUCUUUUCCUUAUCCAAUUAUGUCGCUCCAUGAUACGUUUGUGUCUUUUGUUGUCUAUCCCUGUCUCAGCCGUUAGGUUUCUCAUUAAGAUGAUCGGGUCUUACCUUGGUAGUUUUAGUGGCCCGAGAUGUGAUUCCGAUUAGAUCAUAUGAUUGAUUGUUGUUGAAAUAUACAUGUCGUCAAUCCUCGUAUAAAAUUAUCAACUGAACUCGCGUCAGUGAAUAACGGAAUUAAAAUAAGUCAUAUACGAGAAUGAAUUUCGAAUACGUUUCUUUUCUACACACUGGUCUGGACAGACAAUCAGAGGAACGAAGCGAAAUGACGCGUGGUGGAGAAGGCCUAUGAGCCAACACCAUUUAGUCAAGAGUUAAUCAUUUAUGGGUAUGACAGCGGGAUAAGUAGUGGAAAUAAGUAGGGUAUAAAAGAGAUUGGUCUAUGGGGCCAACUGAGUAUAAGGAUAAAGAAUAGUGAAGUAUAAACAUCUGAUGAGCCGUACUAGAGUUAAUAGCGUCUAUUAUCGAUUAGUGGGUUUGCAUUCACAUACGUGGUUCUACAAUUCCAGGCAGGUCGUUUGGAGAACGGUAAGACUAAAGGCAGCAACUCAAGGUUUGAGGGCGAAAUCGCACUGCUGACUGUAGAGGGAUGUGACAGCAGCAAGGCGUUCCCCUCAUACCCGUAGCAGUACACGAGACCAAGUUGGUCACGACCGAAUCCUUCCUACACCUAACAACUCUCUCAUCUCUACGGCUAAUGCUUCUCCCGUUCCUUUAUCACCUCGCACCUCGAGUGCAAACGAUUUGAAUACGCGGAACGUUCUUCCUGGUCUCCUGAAACCACGCUUUAAGCUACACGUAGGAGUUUUUAACGUCCGGACACUGUGCCAAAUAGGACAACAGGCUUCCUUAGCUAGGACUUAAGAAUCUCGCGCCAUCGAUGUGUGCUGCGUCUCCGAAACGCGCAUACAUUAUCCGAGCAGCGUCUUUCAUUUAUAUUAGCUUCAAUAAUACUUCAGCGCUUAACUAGAGCUCAUGAAGAGCAGACCAGAGAAAAUCAGGCUGGUUUUCGACCUGUACGUGGUUGUAUAGACCAGAUAUCCACACUACGUCAGAUCCUAGAACAUAGAAACACAUUCAGACGCCCCACAAUCGUAGUAUUUCUCGACAUUGAGGCGGCAUUUGACUCUGUUAAUCGUGAGGUUAUAUGGCAGUGUUUGUCACUGAUAGGAGUACCAAAGAAGUACAUUAACCUUAUAAAGGCUCUCUACUCGAACACAACUGGUAGAGUGAGAGCUUAUGGCGAACUGUCAUCAGAAUUGAUUACUUCAAGUGGUAUUCGUCAGGGCUGUCCACUCUCUCCAUUCUUGUUUAACUUUGUCGUUGAUGUGCUUUUAGAGAUGACACUUUCCUCAUCUAAAUUUCCAGGGGUUGAACUUCUACCGGGAGAUUCACUUUUUGACCUAGAAUAUACCGAUGACAUAGUUUUAUUUGGUGAAGACGCUGAUAAAAUGCAGAGUCCUCUGACUACUCUAAGCAACAAUGCAAGCAUGUUCGGGAUGCGAUUCUCCCUCUCGAAAUGCAAAAUGUUGCUCAUCAGCCCUUGUAGUCUGGUAUUUGAAAAAGUCUCAUCACGGAUACAGAAGGCUCGACUGGAUUUCGCCAACUUGCGUCAUUUAUGGUGUAGACGCGAUAUCCGUCUAUCAACCAAAGGACAGGUUUACUGCGCAGCAAUUCGUCCCGUCCUACUUUAUGGCAGUGAAACAUGGCCGGUAAGAGUAGAGAAUAUCCAUAGGUUACUAGUAUUUGAUCAUAGGUGUCUUCGAAAUAUUGCUCGUAUAUCCUGGGACCAUCGAGUAAGUAACGCAUUUGUUAGGAAACGGGUACUAGGUAGGGAUAGCAAAUCAAUUGAUGAAAUAGUGAAACUUCAUCAGUUGAAAUGGCUGUGACAUGUGUUACGUAUGCCCAACCACCGACUGCCCCGACGUGCAAUGUUCAAUAGUAUAGGAGUAGGUUGGAAGAAAGCUAGGGGCGGCCAGACCAAAACAUGGCACAAGUCCAUGAAGUCACUGACAAGUGGACUGAGUCAUGUUGGUAGGUGUAGACUACCUGGUUGGGGAGCGCGAGAUGAUAGCAACCGAUGGUUAGAGACCCUGAAUGCCAAGGCUCAAAAUCGUUUGCAAUGGAGCAAGUGCAUCAACUCUUUGUGUUCUCCCAAAUUCUAAUCUUCUGAAUUCUUCAUGUCCCUUUCUUUUUUCUCUUUCCAAAUUUACUUCACUAGAUUAUACUCCUUGAAUAAUAUCUUCAAACCCUAAUUUUUCUGAUUACAGCUUAUAAUUUUACUACAUCUAGCACUACGGAAUUUGAGUCGACAACUGCAACUCUGUUCUAAUGUGGUGUGGCAACUCGAACUGAUGUAAGUACGUACGAAGUUCUUCGUUGUUGCUGACUGACUUACUUAUUAUUUAUUAGUAGAAUGACCAGAGGAACAGAAUGGUGACUGCAGAGGCGAGAUACGUAGAGUCGUAUUUCUGUUCGGUCGUCGAGUGGUUUGUGGGAGAUGUACUCGCUCUCGUUUGUAACAAAACGGUACUAAGGCAUGAUACCAAUAUCAGUGCAUAUGAUUAUCGAUGUUGGCGAGAGGAACUGACUUGGUUGUGACGAACAAUAGUGUAUCUUUGAGAGAUUAGCUCUAAGCUCGAUGUCCUGGUAUACAGUGCGAUGGGAAUAAAAUAUUAAUUGCAAUAAUCUUGUAAUAUUUGUGGGUAAUGAAUAAUACAACAUGCAGUUAUACAUGUGAACGAAUAGAUAAGAUGAACAUAAUCGUUACUAAUCAGCUAGUAGAGUUAGAGGUAUUCACAGACAUAAUAGGAGGCAAUAUCGAAAUGAAAAAUGUGUGGCAUGAUAACAUAAAAAAUGAAUGAGUGUAAUAAUAGGCCAAAUAUGACAUGAUAAAAAAUGGGACGAACUCACUUUAAAGCAGCAAAAUUUCACGUUGUUGAAUAAUAAAAAUAGUCCAGUGAGCUUUAAAUGUCAUAAAGUGGUGUUCAUAAACUUAUAAUUUGUUCGGUGAGUGAUAUGAUUGCGUAAAUGUCAUAAUUUAAUGUCAGCACGAACAAAAAUAAUAAUUCUACGUUAGGUGAUAAUAUGCCACUAAUGUGAUAAUGAGACUGUGAUAAUUAUUUGAAUCAUAAUGGAACAAUCUGCUGGAUGGACCAAUCAGCAAAGUUGACAUGAGGACAAAGUAUCAAUAAGAUAAUACGAUUUGAGCAUGUCCAUGUCGAGCUGCACAGGGUUUGCUGAGUAUGUCCCAUUGAAGAUCGAACUGCAUUCGCUGACUUUGUUCGUCGAAAGUGUAGAGUGCAGAAGUUUUUCAUCGAUGUAGCUUGCUGCGUUAGGUUCGUCGGUGGCGGGCUCACCACUUUAGUGGCUCGAGAUCUGACUCCAAUUAGAUCUUAUGAAUGAUUGCUAUUGAAAUAUAUGUCACCUAUCCUCAUAUAUAAUCAUCGACUUAAAUUGCAUUAGUGUUUAAUGGAAUUAAAUGAGUCAAAUUUGAGAAUGGAUUUUGAAUACAUAUAUUUUGUACAAUCAUUCAUCUGGACAGACAAUCAGAGGAACGAAGCGAAUAGAAAAGAGCUAAGGGAAAUGACUGGCGGCGGAGAAGGCGUGUAAGCCAACUCCAUUUAAUCAAGAGUUAAUCAAUAAUUCUGGUCACACGAAAAUAGGCUACAUAUAUGUGACGAGUAGGAUAAGAAGUGUGCACACAAAUGCUUAUAUAAAAGCAGCCAGGCUUGAUAAGCGAAUAAUUAACAAGGUCAAAACGUGGCUCAAGAAGAAUGAAUAAAUCGGCCUGUCCAGAAGCUAGAAUAAGCUAUGUGGGCUUAACAUAAUAAACGACACUACAAAGUUCCUCUGAGAUGGACUACAGCCCUCGUAAAACUGGUUUCUAUCAUCUUCACUGCCAUCAUUGAUGUGUACAUAGCAUUGAAUAACACUUACUGUGACCCUUUCCUCUUUUGUUUUUAUGAAUGCCUUAAUGAUCCUGGAGCCGUGUAUUUCGCAUCCUAAAUUUGCUUGUUUUCUCCUUUGAAGGGCAUCAGUGCAAUCUUUUGUGUGUAUGAAAGAUGUUAUCUUUCAUGACUAAAAGAUAACUGCAUCUUGUGAAUAUAGUCUUUUCUCAGAUGGUGUUCAAUGGAUUUGACUUAUUCCAAACUGGGCCAGGUUGUAUGUCCUCUUUUCUACAGCUAUUUGAAUGACCUUCCUGGUCUCCUACAUUGUCCAGAUGUUUCAUUUCUAUAUAAUAGUUGUUGCUCUGGUUAUUAAAAGGUCAUUGACCUCGAGGCAUUAAAGCAUCUCAGAUUUCACCGUGAAGCAUCAUAAAUCAUUUUUUAGUUAGCUAGUUGUAAUGAAGUUCAUUCAUACUAAGUGGAGUUGCAAACCCCUACUCCUAACCCUCUUUCAUUACCCGGAUUUGGAAGAGGCAGUAGCUUCAUCCGGCCUCCAUGAGGUAUCAUUAUUGCUCGAUUAACUAAUGAGAACUAAAUUCUUCUUACGCUGAAGAAGUGGAUUAGAUUAAGUCACGAAACGUCAGAAAUACAGUUUUCUACUCAUUGGGAUAUAACAAGAAAACAUAUUAAUUAUUAACUUCCUACCCGUUACUCAGCUUAUUCAAAAAAGUCUAGCCUUGCCAUUGAUACUAUUACGUCCUUGAUAUGUCUACCUAAUAGUAUGCCGGAGAUAACUUGUUUACAUCUAGAUUAAGGCUUUGACAUUGUAGGCUGACUGGUUCAACCUUGAGGCUAGAAACGCGUGAGGUCGAAGUGAGACUAACUGCCUUGGGUAGAGAGACGAAAACUAUUCUAUCACCUGAUUGGCUGACAAGCGCUCAUGAGUGAGAGGACAAAUUAAGUGGAACACUACUCGACUUAUUCCCAAUUCCGAUUCACACUCAGAACUGGUUCCGACUUAGAUUAGUGUAAAAAGAUACACGAAUAAAUAGAUGACUAACAAAAUCACAAGGCAUAACAACUAGAAAAUACAAUUAUGUCCAAAACUAGGCAAUUGGGUAGAAAAAUAUAGUACUUAAGGUUUCGUUUAAAUUACAAUAGCUUUGGAACAAGAAGGGUUAUAACAAUGAAUCAUAAAUCAAACGAAAGCUUGUGAUUUGUAGAAAAUAAUAGUAACAAAAUAAAUGUUAGUGUUUUACGAGCUUUGGAUUAAAUGGAAUAGCGUCCCCAAAAAGAGCUUCCGUAGUUUGUCCUAGCUUCUAGAUUCUCUGUUCACGUCAGAUACCUGCAAACCUAGAAGUCAUUAUUUCCGUGUGCAUACGAAGUCCAAAUUAAUGUUCUACGAUUUCAUCAAUAGCUGAAACCGAUGUUUAUAAUUUGUUAAAGUAAAACUAGAUCCAUUUGUCGAUAUAUUUGCACUGUCUCGUCCGUAUAUAUAUGUUUGAGAAUUCCUUUUAUUCAAUAGAGGUAGGACAAAACGGUCCGUUUAAGUUGUCCCACUUAUUAAUAAAGUGAUAAAAACCAGAGUCAUUAAAAUAAGUAAAAGGAAGUAUAUGGUUAGAUAGUGAAGAGGCGACUUGUACGACCAAACCCCUGUUACAGGCUUUAACAUAAAUAAAUUUACAAUAUCAUGUAAGAAAUAUAUCUUGGAUACGUUUUACUUUGGUUAUUCUACUCAAACAAAAUCAUGUUUUGUUCCCUAAUUUCAUAUUGUUUUCGUAUAGAAAUGCUGGAUAAUAAGGCGAUAUCUGAACCAAAUAGACAAUUUUUAGAAAAUUGGAACCAGUAUAAGAGUUUUAAUCUCGAAUUGUCAAAAUGUCCUAUGAACAAGCAAAUUACACUUGGUUCGAAACCUGAACUGAUAGACUUAUCACAUCAGUAAUUUAAAAAAGUCUCCUGCAAGUUGUGAAUUGCGACGAGAAUGAACAAUAUAAGUGUUCAUUUGUUUUAAAAAUCUAUUUAUGUUUAUUUCACUUGUGAGCUACAUCCUGAUUUCAGUCAAUAAAAAUUUAUGUAGACCCUGUAUAUAUUUUUGAAAUCGCAAUAAGAUUUAUUCAAAGGGGAAUGUAGAAACAAACCAGCACUGACUGUAGAAAUAUUUAUAAUCAAGGAGCACUGGACAGCUGUUUUGUUUCACUUUUCUAGACCGUAUCAGAAUUUGUUAAUUUAUUAUUGUACUGCAUCAAUUUUCAGUCAAGAGUCAUCAUUACGCCAGUAACGAGUUGUUCGCAUCGUGACUUGAUUAUUUACGAAGCAUGUCUGUAACCCCAAAAACGGUACUGCUUGAUGACGUGCUGUCCAGUACUUUACCGGUAAGGAAAUUGAUCGAUAAUGAUAGGUCACAUACCUGAAUUAUAUUUUUUCACUGACUAAUGUCUUUGAAGUUGAUAGAAUCACUGAGUGAGCAAUCCCAUUCUACAGUGUAGAUAGUAAAUCACAUGAUGAGGCUAAGAGCUUUGAUUUACUGAGGUAGUGAAAAAAUGUAUAGGGGAUUACAACUAAUUAUAAUCUAAUUGAACGCUAGAUCCGGUUUUCCAAGCUCUUCUAGUAACCCCCAGGCUAAAUAUAAACAGCAUCUUGAACACGAGAGAAAAGGUGCGAGUUAAGGGAAAAAGCUUUACUCUAAUAUUCGUUAAUGUACAGAAAGUCUGAAGUAUUUAUAACAUUUUAGAUGGCUUUAGGCCUACGGAAAAUUCUGGAGUGUUACUAAACAUAGUAGUGAUAUAGGUAAUCCAAUCAGAAAUUCGACAUGUGACUCACUUUCUAAGUGUUUCUGGCAAAACUUCAGUUGAAUACUGAUAGGAUAAGGGGUUUCUCGGUGUUUUCUGAGCCGUUUUGUUGGCUGUUUUCGAGCAAUUUUCUAGAUCUCAGCAUACAGAAUUAUUACGAGGACGAGAAUGACCCAUUAGCUACAUAUUCUGUUUUUUAUUAUUUGUCGAAAUAAGAGUCAAUUCAUGUGUGUGUGUGUAUUCAGCCACUACAUGUAGAUUGUGUUAACCACUGCAAAGUAAAACCAGUCAGACCAUGUUAAAUCUAGUGCUUAGAUUAUUAAUAUACCGGAUAUAACUUGAGAAAUGGAACUCUAGAGCCCUCCAAGUCGCAAAUGGGAAGACAAGUGAAAAGUAGGCUAUUACAAACAGUGUCAAUUAUGGUACAAAUUUGUCAGAUAUUUAUAGUUCUAGAAAAAACGAACUCAUUAUAGUCCUCCAAUUUGCACACAGGGUGUUAAUAGCAUUUGUACAAUAGGGAAGCUACGCGUAGUGACUCUAGAAUAUUCUUUCAAAAGAUGAUUGGGUGGGAUAUCUUCGGAUCAUUCUGAGUUUCUUAGGGCUUCCUCGAGUUAACACAUGAACUGCCUUCACAGACCACUGUGGUAACUAAGAUCAGCAUCCAACGAAAAAAACUAGAAAAAUACUCAGAAAGCUGAAAGAAAAUAAAAAACACCGUCCAAAAAUGAUUGUUCAAGUGGGUGAAAAAUUGGUUAAGAUAAUUAAACAAACAUCAAAGAAGCCAAGAAUAUGAGAAUCCGCAUAACUUGACCAAAAAAUAAAAUUAUAAAAACAUACGAGAAGAUAAAAAUACACUAUUUAUCAACGGACCAGAAAUGUCAACUAGCCUCGUUCACACCAAACCCAUCGUUGGACACACUCAAUGAAAUGUGCGAUCGAGCAUGCGAGCUAGCCAGUGAGUGAGUAAGUGACAGUUGACUUCAUCUGUGUGUUGAGGAUGGAUAAGAUUUGAUUUGCACCCAACACAUCCGACCACCAUACUA